This is a messenger RNA of Wickerhamiella sorbophila, 1515 nucleotides long. RefSeq names its product ATP-dependent RNA helicase DBP3. Gene Ontology annotation, cellular component: nucleolus. Bases 1 to 1515 code for a protein of 504 amino acids. Gene Ontology annotation, molecular function: ATP binding; RNA helicase activity; RNA binding. NCBI's taxonomy places the organism in Eukaryota, Fungi, Ascomycota, Dipodascomycetes, Dipodascales, Trichomonascaceae. Gene Ontology annotation, biological process: rRNA processing. The transcript has a single exon. The record is from RefSeq and is a predicted model, not a curated record.
AUGGCGAAAAGAGUAGCGGAGGACCUUGAAGAGAGCAAACGGAUCAAGAUAGAUACCAAGGAGAAGGAGAAGAAGCCCAAGAAGGAAAAGAAGGACAAGAAGGAGAAAAAGGAAAAGAAAGAAAAGAAGGACAAGAAGGAAAACUCAGACAAGAAAGAGAAACCCAAGGAAAAGAAAUUGGGUGCCGCCGUUUCUGUUGCAAAUUCAGAAGACGAAGAGGCGUUUAUCAAAGAGAACGGUGUGGGUGUAGAGGUCCCUGAGGGUGUCUCGAAACAGCCAUUGUUUUUGGCAAUGGACCAGGUUCCUGUUGAAUCCGGCCUGCAAAAAGUGCUCAGCCAGUUCCCCAAACCGACUCCAAUCCAAUCCGCCACCUGGCCCUAUUUGCUUCAGGGCCUGGACGUCGUUGGUGUUGCUGAGACGGGCUCGGGUAAGACUCUGGCAUUUGGUCUGCCGUCUGCUCAGGCAAUUCUGACCCAAAAACACUCUGGGAUUUCCGUGCUUAUUGUUUCCCCUACCCGUGAGCUUGCUAUGCAGAUUGACGACAACCUCAAGCUUCUGACUGCGGAAACUGGUGUCAAGGCUACCUGCGUCUACGGUGGUGUUCCUAAAUACGAGCAGCAAAAGCAGCUCAAGACUGCCAAUAUUGUCGUUGGUACUCCUGGACGAUUGAAGGAUCUCAUCAACGAUGGGUCGCUGAACACUACCCGCGUCAAGUACCUUGUUUUGGACGAGGCCGACCGCAUGCUUGAGAAGGGAUUCGAGCAGGACAUUAAAGAGAUCAUUGGGUCCACGCCGCAAGAGAACCGCCAAACAGUGAUGUUUACUGCCACCUGGCCGCCGCAGGUGCGUGAUCUUGCUGCGACUUUUAUGCGUCCACAGGUCAUCAAAGUGUCUAUUGGUGACGCUGAUGAGCUGACCGCCAACAAGCGGAUCAAGCAAAUCGUCGAGGUGGUUGAUGUUCACAACAAAGAACGCCGGUUCCUAGACGUUCUUCGCCAGUAUACAAAGCAAGACUCCAAACAAAAAAUCCUCGUGUUUGCCCUGUACAAGAAGGAGGCCUCGCGCGUUGAGCGCUUGUUGAAUUCAAAGGGAUACCAAGUGGCUGCUAUCCAUGGAGAUCUGAACCAGUCGCAGCGUACGCAGGCACUGGACGAUUUCAAGACUGGACGUUGUAAUUUAAUGCUUGCUACCGAUGUUGCGGCCCGCGGUCUCGACAUCCCUGCCGUGAAGGUCGUGAUCAACCUCACUUUCCCCCUGACUGCCGAGGACUACGUCCACCGCAUUGGCCGUACUGGCCGUGCUGGUCAAACAGGUAUCGCUCACACUCUGUUUACCGAUCAAGAAAAGCACCUGUCUGGAGCCCUGAUCAAUGUGCUGAACGGUGCAAACCAGCCCGUUCCUGACGACCUGCUCAAGUUCGGAUCGCACACCAAAAAGAAAGAGCACAGUCUCUACGGCGCUUUCUUCAAAAACGUCGACCCUAAUGCCAAAGCCAAGAAGAUUAAAUUCGAUUAA